GAAAAGAGAUCUUCCUUGUUGUCUGCUCCGCACAAGUGGAAAUUUCCCGCAGUUCUGCUCAGAAAGCCAGCGGGCUCCCAGCGAUACCUCCGCGCCCCUGCACCCUUUGGGCGCUCCCGAGCCAGGCUCCGCCCCUUCGGUUCCACGUGGUCGGCGGCGGGGCUGGGGCGGCUUAGCUGCUGAUCUGCGUGAGCGGUGGGUACCGGGAUGGCGGGGCCCCCGUCCGGAGGUGCUGCUCGGUUCUCUUGUCCCCCCAACUUUACCGCGACGCCCCCAUCCUCAGAGUCCACUCGUUUCUCCUUGGAGGCGCUGACGGGCCCAGAUACGGAACUGUGGCUUAUCCAGGCCCCUGUAGACUUCGCCCCAGAUUGCCUCAAUGGGCGGCUGGUGCCUCUCUCUGGCUCCCAGAUGGUGAAGGGUAAGGUGGCAGGCAAGCGGCACCGCUAUCGGGUCCUCAGCAGCGGCAGCCCCCAAGCUGGAGAAGCAACCCUGCUGGCCCCCUCGGCAGAGGCAGAAGGCGGACUCACCUGUGCCCCAGCCCCCAAGGGCAGCCUGAGGAUCUUAGAAGGUCCCCAAGAAUCCUUAUCGGGGAUCCCGCUGCAUCCCAUUCCCAUAAGCCCCCCACCACAGAUCCCCCCCGGCCUGAGGCCUCGGUUCUGUGCCUUUGGAGGCAGCCCACCUGUCACAGGGCCAGGGUCAGCCUUGGCACUGAGGUCGCCAGCGUCAGGGAAGAGGAAAAAGAAGAGGCAUGUAUCCGAGGCCUCCAUUCCUCAGGAGGCGGUGAAUGGGCACGGGACCCUGGAGGUGGACACAGCUUUGGGGUCCUCAGAGGUGGAUGUGGGGACGAAGAAGAAAAAGCAGCAUCCCAAUGAACUGGAGGCGAUGAAGCCGGAGCCCAUGGCUGAGGUGUUGGAACCCCUGGGAAUGCUGUUCCCAUCCACCAGCAAGAAGAAGAAAAGGAAGCUUAGAGAGACAGAAAUGGGGGUGCUGGAGCCAGAAGAAAAGACUGUGGAGCUGGAACUCAUGGUUAAAACUGAGCCUCUGCAAGAGCCAGUCCUGUCCCCCAGUAAGAAGAAGAAGAGACACCAGGGGACAGAGGGGAUGGAGGCUGUGGAGGGGAUCAGAGCGGAGCCUCAGCUACAGGUAAAGGAGGAGCCACAAGAGGAAGCCAUCUCACUGCUGUCCUCGAAGAAGAAGAAGAAAGGAAAGGGGUGCAGAGUGCUGGUGGAGCCGGGGACUGAGGAUGUGGAGCCAGAGAGGAGAACUCUGGAGCUCUCAGGGGAGAUGAUGGAGCCUGAGCUGCCAUGUGCUAAGGUUGAGCCACAGGCUGAGGCAGCUCUGGCAUCCACCAAAAAGAGGAAGAAAAAGGAAAAAUGGCAAAACCCGAUGAUGGAGCCAAAGACAGAGGUGGUGGAGCCCCAGGAAGAGGUGAUGGGGCCUGUACUGCUAGGCGACCUUGAGCCUCAGGCAGCUCUAGCAUCCCCUAAGAAGAAGAAGAAAGAAAGAGGGCACAGAGUGACAGAGCCAGGGACUGAGGCAGCUGACCCACAAGGUGAGAUGACGGAGCCUGAGGCCAGGGCGGAUCCAGCGUCCGCCAAGAAGAGGAAGAAGUGGGGCCAGGAAAGUGGGGUGCCAGAGACAGCAUCCCAGGAGGAGUUGCCAGAGCUGCCACUGAAUCCAGAGUCUGGGGAGGUGGCUCCCACGAGACGGGAGAAGAAGAGAAAGAAGAAGCUGCAGCAGGAUCCUGCAUAGUCUCCUCCAGGGAAACGGACA
Molecule: messenger RNA, 1773 nt
Organism: Eptesicus fuscus (big brown bat)
Lineage: Eukaryota; Metazoa; Chordata; Mammalia; Chiroptera; Vespertilionidae
Gene: POLR1G
Product: RNA polymerase I subunit G
Exons: 3
Coding region: 208-1752 (514 amino acids)
Biological process (GO): transcription by RNA polymerase I
Source: RefSeq, a predicted model, not a curated record